Molecule: messenger RNA, 911 nt
Organism: Ciona intestinalis (vase tunicate)
Lineage: Eukaryota; Metazoa; Chordata; Ascidiacea; Phlebobranchia; Cionidae
Source: RefSeq, a predicted model, not a curated record
CUACGUUUAUAGUUUAAAAACACUGUAUAAGUUUUGCGUUGAAAUAAAAAUAUGGGGGCCGGCUGCAACAAGGGUAUAGUCAUUGAACGUGGCGCCACAGUAAAUAAUUAUGGCAACCAACAAGUAAACGCAACGGCCACAUGCAACCAAGAAGAUCGCACAACUGGAACAGAGUAUUAUAAAUUCCAGCGAGCUUCCACAGACACCGACAAGGAGGAUCUGGCUCCCGUAAAAAAUCAACUCAUAGAAAAUGAACAGGAGGAAAAAUUAAUGACAGCAGUUAUUGUUAAAAUUAACAAUGUAAUCUAUAUCAAGAAAAUACCGGAUGAAAUAGAAGAAAAAAAUAAGCCAUCAACUUCAGUACGCAUCGAAUCGGAAAUUACAACAUAACCCGGUCUUUUGGCAACAUUUCUGCUACGCCUUUGAUAAUUUUUCUGUAUUUAAAAAAAUACGCAAAUGAAUUAUAUUUCUGUUUCAUAAUGAUUCUGCUUUAAAUUGUGCGUACAACGCAAAAUGCAGUAAUAAUACAAGCAUAUGAUAACUACCUAUUUUGCUGUUUCAUAUAUAGUAGGGUGGGGAAAGAUGGGAUACUUUUAGCACAUAAUAUCCAAAUAUCCUGAUCGUGUUUUAAACAAUUAACAACAGUUUAUGUGAGUAGUAAGGAUACAGUUUUAUAAAUCUUUGAAUGGUUUUUGUUUACUACCAAAUAAGUCGAGAAAAUAGAAUGAAAAGGUGUCCCAUCUUCCCCCACCCUACUGUAUAUGAUUCUGUGUUAUAUUGUGCGUCGAAAAAAUGCCCAAAAUUUAUCAAUACUUAAUACGAUGUGUAAAUUUUCAUUCAUUCAAUUAUAGCCUAUAUACGCUGAUUAUCUGAAAACAAAUCCAAAUAAAACAAACAUACAAAAACCGGAA